Molecule: messenger RNA, 1002 nt
Organism: Daldinia childiae
Lineage: Eukaryota; Fungi; Ascomycota; Sordariomycetes; Xylariales; Hypoxylaceae
Product: GATA type zinc finger protein asd-4
Exons: 1
Coding region: 1-1002 (333 amino acids)
Biological process (GO): negative regulation of transcription by RNA polymerase II; positive regulation of transcription by RNA polymerase II
Molecular function (GO): RNA polymerase II cis-regulatory region sequence-specific DNA binding; zinc ion binding; DNA-binding transcription factor activity, RNA polymerase II-specific
Source: RefSeq, a predicted model, not a curated record
AUGAUGGCCUCACACCCCACAACGGCUGCAGGCGCUAACGGUGAUACUCCAUCUACGCAGCCAACUUGCCAGAAUUGCGGUACUUCAACUACUCCAUUAUGGCGUCGCGACGAGACGGGAUCUGUCCUGUGCAACGCCUGCGGCCUGUUCUUGAAGCUGCACGGCCGACCACGUCCGAUUUCUUUGAAGACCGACGUUAUCAAGAGCCGAAAUCGCGUAAAGACAAUGCGCCCGGAUAUGCAGGUUAAGAAAAAGGUAUGGAACAUGCCCCCUUUAAACCCCGCCCGUGUAAAUCAUGUCCGAAAUGCUCACAACUCUUUGCAGCAAAGCCUCCCUGCCAGUACCAACGGUAACUUCAACCAUGAUAAUGCAACUGCUGCCCUUGCCGCCGUUCGCGCGAACCAACAGAAUGCCACAAACGGACAUGGCCACGGUACAGAUUCGCCCGUGUCGCGCACAGCGACCCCGUCUCUAUAUGAUCCCCAUCUGACUGCUUUCCAAGCUAUGGAUCAUUUCCAGUCGGACGCUCUAAAUCAGUACCCCAUUCCCGAUGGCUCUCCUAGCCACCAGUCCCCUAUGAACGGCGACCAGCAGAUCACCGAUGUCCCGCAGACUCACGAGCAGUUAAUUGCCGCCAACUCCAGCCUGAAGACGCGCGUUAGCGAGCUCGAACUUGUCAAUGAGCUAUACAGAGGCCGAUUGCAACAGUUGGAACAAGAUAUGCAGACCGCUGAUAACUACCGCCAUUCUGCCGAGAACUCUGCGAAGGAAGCUGCCACAGAGCGCAUGCAACGUGAAGAGAUUCAGCGACAGUUGGAGGAUAGCCAUAGGCGAGAGAACAUUCUUAAAAGGCGACUCGAUGAGAUGGAGCAAGAGAACCAGGAACUGAAGAUGAAGGUAGAGGAAUCCGAGUCUGAGCGCGUUGCGAAGAAGCCCAAGCUGGACCUAGACGAGGCGAAAGUCGAAGAGACAGAAGUGCCGACACCGCAAUCUGCAUCCUAG